This is a messenger RNA of Cygnus atratus (black swan), 2016 nucleotides long. It is a transcript of the gene PI4K2A, whose product is annotated as phosphatidylinositol 4-kinase type 2 alpha. The coding region runs from base 1 to 1428 and encodes 475 amino acids. Gene Ontology annotation, molecular function: 1-phosphatidylinositol 4-kinase activity. NCBI's taxonomy places the organism in Eukaryota, Metazoa, Chordata, Aves, Anseriformes, Anatidae. The transcript is spliced from 9 exons. Gene Ontology annotation, biological process: Golgi organization; phosphatidylinositol phosphate biosynthetic process; endosome organization. The record is from RefSeq and is a predicted model, not a curated record. Gene Ontology annotation, cellular component: trans-Golgi network; plasma membrane; lysosomal membrane.
AUGGACGAGACCAGCCCGCUCGUGUCCCCGGAGCGGGCGCAGGGCCCCGACUACGGCCUGCCGGGCGGAGCCGUGCGCGCCCCACCGGCCGCCGCCGUCCCCGUCCCCGUCCCCCCGCCGCCGCCGCCCUCCCCGCCCGCUUCCCCCGGCGGCCGCGACCGCGAGCGGCAGCCGCUGCUGGAGCGCGGCGCUCGGGGCCCGGCGGCGGCGCAGGCCCAGGCCCAGGCCCAGGCGGCGGCGGCGGCUCAGGCCCAGGCGGCGGCGGCGGCGCUGGCGGCGCAGCGGGAGCGGAACGAGUUCCCCGAGGACCCCGAGUUCGCCGAGGUGGUGCGGCGGGCGGAGCUGGCCAGCGAGCGCGGCAUCUACCCCGAGCGCAUCUCGCAGGGCUCCAGCGGCAGCUACUUCGUCAAGGACCCGCAGGGGAAAAUCAUCGGCGUCUUCAAGCCCAAGAACGAGGAGCCGUAUGGGCAGCUGAACCCCAAGUGGACCAAGUGGCUGCAGAAGCUGUGCUGCCCGUGCUGCUUCGGGAGAGACUGCCUCGUCCUGAACCAGGGCUACCUGUCGGAGGCGGGCGCCAGCCUGGUGGACCAGAAACUGGAACUCAACAUUGUCCCUCGCACAAAGGUGGUGUAUCUGGCCAGCGAGACCUUCAACUACAGUGCCAUCGACAGGGUGAAGUCCCGAGGGAAGAGGCUGGCCCUGGAGAAGGUGCCCAAAGUGGGCCAGCGCUUCAACCGCAUCGGCCUGCCGCCCAAGGUGGGCUCCUUCCAGCUCUUUGUGGAGGGCUACAAGGAUGCUGACUACUGGCUGCGACGGUUUGAGGCUGAGCCGCUCCCCGAGAACACCAACCGGCAGCUGCUGCUGCAGUUCGAGCGGCUGGUGGUGCUGGACUACAUCAUCAGGAACACAGACCGGGGCAACGACAACUGGCUCAUCAAGUACGACUGUCCCCUGGACAGCGCGGGCGUGCGGGACAGCGACUGGGUGGUGGUGAAGGAGCCCAUCAUCAAGCUGGCUGCUAUAGACAAUGGCUUGGCCUUUCCUCUGAAGCACCCGGACUCCUGGAGAGCAUAUCCCUUCUACUGGGCAUGGUUGCCGCAGGCCAAAAUCCCUUUUUCACAGGAGAUCAAGGACCUGAUUCUCCCCAAGAUCUCAGAUCCCAACUUUGUCAAAGACCUGGAGGAAGAUCUGUAUGAGCUCUUCAAGAAGGACCCUGGCUUUGACAGGGGGCAGUUUCACAAGCAGAUUGCUGUCAUGAGAGGCCAGAUCCUGAACCUGACUCAGGCGCUGAAGGACGGGAAGAGUCCCCUGCACCUGGUUCAGAUGCCACCCGUGAUCGUGGAAACGGCGCGUUCCCACCAGCGCGCCGCCAGCGAGUCCUACACGCAGAGCUUCCAGAGCCGGAAGCCUUUCUUCUCCUGGUGGUAGCUGUGGGAGCCGCGGGCAGGGCUCAGCUGCCUCGGACUGGCACUGCGAGAGGAGCUGGGCCGCUCCUGUGGCUGGGAUUUGACGUUCCGGGUAGAGCAGCGAGCAGGCGUGGCUGGAGGAACCUGCAGCUGGAGCAGAGGAGCCAGGCAGGUUGGGCACGGUCCCCCUCCGGCUCCCCUGGGGCUGCGUGGUGCGCGUACAGCCCUGCCUGGGGAGGAGCUCAGGGGGAGGCGCGGGAAGCGGCUGCGAGCUGCAGCGUGGCUGGGACCCUGCCCGCGCCUCCUCUCCCUGGCCUGCAUGCGGUUCUGAGCGCGCCUCCUCGGGCUGGGACGAGCUGGCUCCCCGGGCCAGGAUCCGUCCAGCCCUUUACACCGGCUGCCGGCCUUCCUCUUCCCUGCCGUGCCUGCCGCUGGCUCCGGGGCUGGGAAGGCCUGGAGCGGGUUGUGCUGCCCUCCCCUUCCUCCAAGGCGUGCUCUUCUCCUCCUCACUUUCUCUCUUCUGCCCCAACCCCGUGCAAGCUGCUUUCCUCAGGGGGAGUUCCCGCUGCCUGUCGGUGCAGUGGGGACCGCAAUGAACGGCUCUUCUCUG